AAGGCAAACGAGUCCGGGCUGGGGACUGGAGCCCGUGCUACCGGAAGGCCAGGUGCCCUCCUCCAGCUGGCACCAUGCAGCUCUCUCUCGCCCCGUGUCUCGCCUGCCUGCUGCUGCACGUGGCCUUCCACCCGGUGGAGCCCCAGGGGUGGCAGGCCUUUAAGAACGAUGCCACGGAGAUCAUCCCAGAGCUGAGCGAGUUCCCCGAGCCCCCGCCAGAGCCGGAGAACAACAAGACCAUGAACCGGGCGGAGAACGGUGGGAGGCCUCCCCACCACCCCUUUGAGACCAAAGACGCGUCGGAAUACAGCUGCCGCGAGCUGCACUUCACCCGCUACGUGACCGACGGGCCCUGCCGCAGCGCCAAGCCGAUCACCGAGCUGGUGUGCUCCGGCCAGUGCGGCCCCGCGCACCUGCUGCCCAACGCUAUCGGCCGGGGCAAGUGGUGGCGCCCGAACGGGCCCGACUUCCGCUGCAUCCCUGACCGUUACCGCGCGCAGCGGGUGCAGCUGCUGUGUCCCGGCGGCGCGGCGCCGCGCGCGCGCAAGGUGCGCCUGGUGGCCUCGUGCAAGUGCAAGCGCCUCACCCGCUACCACAACCAGUCGGAGCUCAAGGACUUCGGGGCCGAAGCCGCGAGGCCGCAGAAGGGCCGAAAGCCGCGGCCCCGUGCCCGGGGCGCCAAAGCCAACCAGGCCGAGCUGGAGAACGCCUACUAGGGCCACCUGCCCACCGCGCCUCCCCAGCGGGCGCCCCUCAACCGGGCGCCCCAGGUUCCUGCCCUCUGCGCGCGGUUUGUUUGUAUUUCAUUUUAAAUGCCUGCAACCUAGGGCAGGGGGCUCCGACCUGCCUGGCUUCGCAGGAGGUAGCCAGGUCCUGCGGAUCCCGGGCGCCGGCAAAGCCCCACAGUCCCCACCCGCCGCCGAGGGUUCCCGCAGGGCGGGGGAGGGAGCAGAGUCACAGACACUGAGCCACGCAGCCCCGCCCACGGGGGCGCCUCCUUUCGCAGGUCCCACUUCAGAGCAGCGAGAAAAAGAAGCAUUUUACCGCCUCGGGGGUCUGAGGGAGCUGUGGGGAGUGAGAAGUCUUGGGGACUGGUUAUGAAAGUUGGGUGACAUCCCCGUCCCCCUCUCUGUCCAUCAUAAAUCACAGAGUCACAGUGCCAUGCUGUGUGCCCAGAGCACAGGACUUGGGUCUGUAGAUAGGGUUCCUAGUCCCAGCUCUUCCACUAACUCGUUGAGUGACCUUGGACUAUACACACGCUUCUCUUUCUGGACCUUGACUUUCUAUUUGUAAAAUGCGGGUGGGGGCGGAGUUAGAAUCGGAAGGAAUCUCCUGUCCUGUGAUGCUGGGGCUUGGGUGCCUGUUGGAAGGGCGGGGAGAGAGCCGUGGGAUUGAAUCACUGCCAGGGUCGUGUCCAGGGUUCGGACUCGAGCACCUCUGAUCUGACAGCCAAAGGGGAAUGAAAACCACGCAGGGGCAAAGAAGAGUCCAUCUGUGGCUGACACACGCCUGAGAGGGGCGGAGGUGUUUCCCAGCCUGGGCUCCUCAGGUGUUCGGCUACCUCCGCCCCUCCCUCUCAGAGGAUGCAGACACACCAUCAGCUGGGGUGGAUAAGGAGAAGGUCCCAAGGGUGGUGGGAGGGACAGAAACCAUGCCCCCCGCCAUUCCCCAAAAGCAGCACCCUCCUCCCCCUAUGGCCGUCUGUGAAAGCCACCUUUCGCAGAAAGUCUCAAGGUCCCAGGACACUGGGGUUGCAGGCACCAGGGAGCAGCCACCCCCCCACUCCAAAGCCAGCAGAUUCCUCCAGGGUCCCCUCCUCCUGCCCACGCCUCCCAGGCACACUUCUGUGUCGAAAAUUGCUUUUUGAUGCUGUUACACGUGAUGGCGUACCUUACAUUCAAAUAAUAUCACUGGGGAGCAAUUAUAACGUGCUGUACAUACGCUGAGAAGCCGCAAAGCCUGAGAGCUGCCAUCCAAAAACCUUUUUGAAAAUCAUUUCCGGUCACCUCUCCCUUUCUGUGUAGUUUCUAAUUGUUAAAAAAGAUUUAAAAGAGGAAAACAACAACAACAAAAAAAGAAGCGCGCGCAUCAUGUGAAAGCCUGCUGGGCUGGUCGAUUUUUGCAAUCUUUCAUGUGGAAUUCGUCCCACGGGAAAGAUGGAAAGUUGUGGUUUUUUAAAAAAGAGUUAAGUUACAUAUUUAUUUUCUCACUUAAGUUAUUUAUGCCAAAGUUUUUCUUGUAGAGAAUGACAACAGUAAUAUUGCUUUAUGAAGUACCAGUCUGUUCUUUCAGAAUCCAGAGGCAUUGUUAAUAAAGACAGUGAGUCGUUA
This is a messenger RNA of Phyllostomus discolor (pale spear-nosed bat), 2330 nucleotides long. It is a transcript of the gene SOST, whose product is annotated as sclerostin. Gene Ontology annotation, molecular function: BMP binding. Lineage: Eukaryota; Metazoa; Chordata; Mammalia; Chiroptera; Phyllostomidae. The record is from RefSeq and is a predicted model, not a curated record. The transcript has 2 exons. Gene Ontology annotation, biological process: ossification; negative regulation of BMP signaling pathway; negative regulation of Wnt signaling pathway. Bases 75 to 716 code for a protein of 213 amino acids.